Messenger RNA from Diorhabda sublineata, 8174 nucleotides. It is a transcript of the gene MYPT-75D, whose product is annotated as protein phosphatase 1 regulatory inhibitor subunit 16B. Gene Ontology annotation, molecular function: phosphatase regulator activity; enzyme inhibitor activity; protein binding. The transcript is spliced from 8 exons. The record is from RefSeq and is a predicted model, not a curated record. NCBI's taxonomy places the organism in Eukaryota, Metazoa, Arthropoda, Insecta, Coleoptera, Chrysomelidae. Gene Ontology annotation, cellular component: cytoplasm. Bases 234 to 1835 code for a protein of 533 amino acids.
GUGCACUGUUUAAAAUCAUUCGACCAUAUCGAAAAAAAAAAUCGUGCUGUAUGUACUCAAUAUAAAAUACCUAAUUGAAAGUACAAAAUGUGUGAGAAAAAAUGUGCUUCAUUAAAAAAUAUAUAAAUGUUAAAUAAACAAGUUGAUGUUAAUAUGAUCUGAAUUAGCAAGAAAACCAGUUUGGAGAGAGUUAAGACUGAGAAGUACCGGAAGUAAAAACGAACAAAAACAAAAUGGAUCAUCAACAAUUAAUCGAAGAAAUGCCCAUAGUGGAACAAAUGUCCACGCAAGACAGAUUAUCGUUAGCUAGAAAAAGAAGAAACCUCCAAUUGAAAUUUUGGUUACAAAAAGAAAAAGAACAUAGCAAAAGAAACUCAAAGUAUCAAAAAUCUAAUAAACGAGGAAUAUCUUUCGACGACAGCGUGGUAUUAUUAGAAGCGGCAGCUAGAAAUGAUAUAGACGAAGUGCGUAGGUUAUUAAUGAAAGGCGUGAGUCCGGAUUCUAGUAACGAAGAUGGUUUAACAGCUCUACAUCAAUGUUGUAUAGACGAUAACGAAUCCAUGUUAGUAUUAUUAUUAGAAUACGGGGCUAACGUUAACGCGGAAGAUAGCGAAAAAUGGACACCUCUACACGCGGCGGCAACUUGCGGCCAUCUUAAAUUAGUCAGGAUUCUAGUAUCUAGGGGUGCUAAUUUAUUAGCCGUGAACGCUGACGGUAACAUGCCGUACGAUAUUUGCGAAGACGAAGCAGCUUUGGAUUAUAUAGAAAGCGAAAUGGCUCGACGUGGGGUUACGCAACAAUUGAUAGACGAAACCAGAGCCGCCACCGAGGCGCAGAUGCUGAGGGAUUUGAAAAAGAUUGCCGCGAACGGUGGUAAUUUGGAAUAUUACGAUGCGCAAGGUGCAACGCCCUUACAUAUAGCGGCUGCUAACGGAUACAUUUCGGUGGUAGAAUUCCUUCUAGAUUUAGGCGUCAGGACUGACGUCAAGGAUAAAGAUGAAUGGCAACCUAGUCACGCGGCAGCUUGUUGGGGACACCCCGAAGUAUUAGAGCUACUAGCGCAAGCUGGAGCUAAUUUGAAUGCCAAAAACAAACACGACGAAACACCAUCAGAUAUUUGCGAGGAUCCCGAUAUAAAGGAGAGGAUUUUGGAAUUGAGGAACGAACAGGAAAUUAAGAAGCAAGCGGAAGCGAAACGGAAAGUGCGCAGAUCUCAGAGUAAUACGAGAACUCAAUCCGUGAGGCGGACAUCUUUACGAGAUAAAGGUCUGACGGCUAGAAGGGACGCCGUAGAAGAAGCUAGAUUGAGAUUGGAAGCCGAAAGUAAUAGUUUAGACAACGAAAUUACGAAUUACCCUUCGGCUACGGCUCCAAAUACAACUCAAACCCCUCCGAAAUCCAUAUUGAACAACAACCAUUUAUCCGAACUCAACAUAAACAACCUGAAAGACGAAAACAAUCAUUUAUCGCCGAACAACCCGAACGCCAUUCAAUUAAUCGAAGACCGGAGAGCCCCCGAAGGCAAAGACAACGAUUCCUCAUCCGAAGUAGACUCGGCUAAGGAAAAAAGUUAUACGACAGACGUCAACGGAAAAGUAACCGUUCACGUUGUGGUUACGAUUAACGGUAACGGCACUUUGGCCGAUCUAAAAAAACAGAGGACGCAGAUUAGGAACAGCAGUAACGACGUGAGUAGUUUGACGUCGCCGAUGGGGAGCGUUUACGAAAACGACGUUAACCCCGAUCCGGAAACCGAUAUUUUGAGGUUAACCGGAAAUACUAUGGAGGAGAAUAUGGAGUACGCCAAACCGAAAAGGUGUUGUAUUAUCAUGUAAGUUGAAAAAAAAAACUGCCGAUUAUGUAUUCGUUUGUAUUAUGUCAUCGAGAAGUUAGUAGAGCGAUAUGAGAGGAAAAAUCGAUUAAUAAAUAAUCGAUUUUGUUACUUAUAUUAUUCGUUUUUUACUAAUUUAUCAAGAAAAGUGUCCCUCGUUCCCUUACAAGGGCAAUAUGAGCAAACAAUAAGCGAAAAAUUUUCCGGGCGCCUCGUUACAAUUUUUCGGUUGUCAAAAUGACAACAAUGACCUAACCUAACCUAAUAGCUGUCAAAUAAUUAAUUUUGACGUUACUAUGUCUGUUAAUUCAUAAAAAUAUAAUUGAAAAGUUAUCAAAAUAACUGUAAUUUUUCACAAUGGAAAAUUUAAGCGAAAUAAAAACGAUCGUAACAACUUUCCCCCUUAUUUGCGUCUAGUUUUUACUUUUAACGAAAAAUCGAUUAAUACAUAAUCGAUUUUUCUUUAGGAAAUAAUCGAUUUGUUACUUAUAUUAAUCGUUUUUACUAUUUUAUCAAUUGCCCCUCGUUCCUCUACAAGUUUUUGAUAAAUUGGGCAGUAUGAGCAAACAAUAAGCGAAAAAUUUUCCGCUGUAGGGGAAAAUUUACAAUUUUUCGAUUAUCAAAAUGACAAUAGCUGUCAAAUAAUUUAUACAUUCGAUUACUUUUGACAUUACUAUGUCUAUUAAUUCAUUAAAAUAUAAUUGAAAAGUUAUCAAAAUUAUUAUAAUUUUUUCACAAUCGAAAAUUUAAGCAAAAUAAAAACCAUCGAUACAACUUUCCCCUUGAUUUGCGUCUAUUAGUGACAAAAAAUCGAUUAAUAAAUAAUCGAUUCUUGAAGAAAUAAUCGAUUUUGUUACUUAUAUUAAUCGCGUUUUUACUAAGUUAUCAAUUGCCCUUUGUUCCCCCACAAGUUUUUUAAAAAUUGGCUGUUCUGUUAAUUUUAGAAAAAAAUUGCAUGAAAUUGGCAUAAAAAACUUCACAAAAAUAUGAAUAAUUAAAUGCUAGUUAAAUGCUACGGAAAAUUUUUCACAGACGUCAUGAAAAAAAAUGACUUUUCCAAGUUUUCUCAGCAGAAUGGCUUUGCUACAUACAUAAAUUUUUUUUUAACAAAAACUUUUCCCUAUAAUUGAGCACCUUUUUCCUAAAACUUGCCCAGAAAAAAAUUUCAGAACCCAUUAACUGCCAAUUUAUAUUUUUUUUAAUAUAUCAUUUUUUUCUCAACAUUGCCAUGCAAAUAUAAAGAAUCGAUUAAUAUAAUAUGUUUUUAUUAUUGGUUUUUUAAAUAAAUACCAAUUUAAUAUAAAAAAUUCCCAUUUGGGACCAUGACAUGUACAGGGUUGGAAUAAUAAGAGUAUUGAUGGAAAUGAAUUUAUUACAAAAAAGCUUAAAAUAAAAAAGUAAUACUAUUGAAAUAUAAAUAAUCAUUUAUGCCAUUUUUCUUACAUACAGCACAUUUUUUUGCUUGCCCUCUUCAGUUCUUUCAAUAAAAUGCCCACCACAGCCUUUACGGAUAUCUUCUGGCUCAAGUUUACUGGUUAGUUUAUAAAGGCUUGGUCUGCCCAACCUCUUAGAAUCAGAAAUUGAAGACGUUGCCAAAUAGGUUCUUGCUAUAGCCCUCUUGUAGUCAAGGAAUGGGAUUUUUCCAUUAAUAAUUUCAUAAAGUACAAGGGCAUUUACAGUAAUCAUGCCUAUAAAAUUUGUUAUAAGCGGAAAAUACCAUUUCUUACCUCGAAUUUUUAUUCUAUAUUUGUUUAUCAGCCAAUCUAGUUUAUCCACACCGCCCAUGUACAUACACAGCCACCGUCUUUUUGUCAGUUCUGGAAUAGCGAGAUACAAAAUGGAUUGGGUCAAGCUCUUGAUGAUUUGAUAAUACUUUGACUAUAUUAUUGUCUUUCAAAGUUAUUGCAAAUAUAUCAUUGUUUUUAUCAAAUCUAUAAUCAAAUGUGCCUCGAAUUACUUUUUUCCUUUCCUCAUCCGUUUCGAAUGGGCACUUGUAACCGAAUAAGCAAUGCUGCCAACUGUUAACCACUAAAACACCCACGAUUUCCAAAUGGGUUAAUAUGGCACUUAAUUUUCAGCUUAUGUUUUUUCUGUCUGCUCAUAUUGCUCUGCUAACUUUAGUGAAAUGUUGUACUAUCGAAUCGAUUCACAUAUCAAUGUUUUUUAUCACUAACUGUUAUAAAAUCACCGUGAUUCCUAUAAAUAUUAUAGCAAUAAUAAAAUUGUUAAUUUUCCAUAAUGUGAUUGUUAAUAAAAUCCAUUAAAAAAAUUUAAACAUCCAUGGAAAACAGUCCAUUGGUAUAAGGUAUUAUUUCAACAUUUCCCAUAAAACCGUCUAUAAUUAAUAUCUAAUAUCGAGUGGAUUGUUUUUUGUGUACCACUCUGUAUAUAAACCAAAAGAAAAAUAUAUUUGAACUAGUUUCUAUUAUAUUUUCUGUAUCAGUAUUACUUACGUCAUUCCAUAAUAAAUAUUUUAUUUGAAAACUUGAGGAAAAAAAACAAUUUGGUACAUACAGGGUCUUUCAUUAAGAUCUACUUAUCAUUAAAAUUGAAUAAAAUGUUUAUCGAUACUAAAUAUUAUAUCAUUGAAAUAUUUGUUAUCACCCUGUAGGUUAAAUUUAUUCAAACACAUGCCUUUAGAAAAUCUUUCAUGUUUAAUUGAAUCGAAUUGUACUAUUUUAAUGUCCAUUUCCAUUUGAGACGAUCAUAACCUCAAAUUACUUAUUCAAAAUGUUCAAUAUGGCACUUAAUGUUGAAAACACUUAUUCAUGUUAUCUAAUUAAGGUAAAAAAAGCUCCCUGUUGACGGUAAUGAUCUUGUUCUCAAAAAAAUUUGAAUCAAUAACUCUUCCAGCACAAAAACCAUACCAAAUAAUAACUUUGUGAACACUUUUCAUUGUUUUUAAUUAUUUGAAAAACACUAUUUGGUACUAUUUCAAUGUCCAAAUUCACUUGAGAAGAUCAUAAUCUCAAAUCGUUAGUUCAAAGUAUUCAACAAGGUUCAAGAGCUCCCCAUUAAAGAUCAUAACCUCAAAUCGCUCGUUCAAUAUGGCUCAAAAGAGUUUCCCCAUUAACAUUGACGAACUGGUAAACAAAAAUCAUAACCUCAAAUCAUUAGUUCAAAAUGUUUAAUAUGAUUCAACAGAGCUCCUCAUUGACAUUGACGAUUUGGUAAACAAAGAUCAUAACCUCAAAUCGUUCGUUCAAAAUGAUUAAUAUGAUUGUACAGAACUCCCCAUUGACAUUGAUAAAGUCAUAACCUCAAAUCAUUCAUUCAAAAUGUUCACUAUGAUUCUACAGAGCUCCCCAUUGACAUUGAUAAACAAAGAUCAUAACCUCAAAUCAUUAAUUCAAAAUAUUCACUAUGCUCCCCAUUGACAUUGACGAACUGGUAAACAAAGAUCAUAACCUCAAAUCGUUCGUUUACAAUGUUCAAUGUGGUUCAAAAGAGCUCCCAAUUGAAAUUAAAGAACUGGUUAAUGAAUUAUGGACCGAUAACACUGCAAGGUCAAAAUCUACAUCUAAUAAGGCUUUUAGUAUGUAUUAAGUUAUUAAAAAAGCUCUAUCCAUGCUUUUGGAUCCCUUUGUAACAAUCAAUUGAAGAGUUGGAGGCUUCUUGCUAACCAAAGCUAUGAGUUUUGCGUUGUUUUCAAAAAUAAAGCAAAUAUUUAAUGAAAUAUAAUAGAAACUUUUUUUCUUAUAUAAUUUUUAUCAUAUUCUAGAAGCAAUACAACUUUUUCAAUAGAUAAAUUCAAGUGAGAUUACUAAGUAAAGUACUUAGAAAAAAUCAGUAUUUUUUUAUAAUUAUCAAAGUAUUUUUAACAAAAAUUCUCUGAAAAAAAAAUCUUGAGCACAGCAAAAGUAUUUCUGAUUUUUCUUUUUUAAAAAAAUUAAAAUAUACAUAAAACAUGAUGAAUCAAACACUUUCGACUGCAUCAAGAAUCCCUCAUGAAGACUGUACUACAUGAUCAAGUAAAUACAAAAACUGAACAUUAAUAAAUUUGUAUUUGUAUAUAGAAGCUGUUAAUUAAUUGGGAUUAAGUGUUUGGCAACUAGAUUACGAUCGUUUUCGUAGUGGGAUUGUGGCAAAAUUAAAGUUUACUAACUCUAAUAUAUUUCCGAACUUUCGAAUACUUAUGUAUUCAUAGACUGGGACUGAAAUUAUGGUCAACUACCGUAUAUAUUAUACGUUUAUAGAUAUUUUUAUAUUAUAUUAGACUAUAAUUUCAAUCCCAGAGGAUGAAUUCAUAAGUAUUCAAAAGCUUGGAAAUAUAUUAGAGUUUGUACACUUUGGUUUUUAAUCCCACUACGAAAACAAUCUUAGAAGUUAUUAAUAUAGGAUUCUUGAAGGUUUUGAGUAUUCAGGCGCGGUUUCAAGAGGGAGUUCAUGGGGUUAUUACCCCCUUAAACUGUUUUACAAAUUUUAGGGACCAUCAAAGCUUUGGUACAGUUUGAGUGAAGUGCCUAAGCAUAAGUUUUGAUCAGUUUUUUUUCAUUUUUUUUUUAUUUUAAUUCGUGAGCCCUACCCUAAAGAAACUGAAACCGCCCCUAUAAGUAUUUAACAGUAUUGUGAACUUAUUAAUUCCUUUUUAUGAGGUUGUGAAUUUGAAAUCUAUUAUGAAAUAUUCUCAAGUUGCAGUUCCUCUUCGAAAUUUUCGAUUUUUUUACUUACUUGUGUAGAAUUAUAAGGGACAAUAUAAUUUAUUGUGAUAUUUUUUCAUCUCUACGUGAAGACACUAUUCUAUAUAUUUAAUUUACUGAAAAAUAUUACUGGGAUUUUACAUUUUUACGAUUACGAUUUCUGUGAUUUCUCAAUUUGAUCGUGGAUUCAUAUAGUCAGUCCAGUCCAUCUAUUCUAUGAAAAUCAUUUUGAUGAAGACCAAAAUGAAUUUGAUAAAAAAGAGACCUAAAAUCAAGACGAAUCAUCACGAAGGACAUAUAAAAAGGUCUAGCUAGUGAAAAGUUUAAAGAAAAUGAGUUAUAUUUGUAUGAUUUUAACGUCGUUUCUUAUGUUUUUUCUCUUAAGAGGAACCUAACCUAAUUUAGAGAAAUAGAUAGAGAAAUCAAUAAGUAAAAAAGUCUAACAGCAUUUUACUAAAUAAAUUAGAAAAAAAAAAUCGAUUUUUCGACUUCUAAUCUUCAAUAUUUCGAAAAGGAGGUGACAUUUUUUAAAUUAUUUUUUUCAUGUUCCUCAUAUGCGAAAACGUGAAAAACGAUGUUAAGAUGUAAUUUUUCAUUAUUACUCCCAUAUUCCCAGGGAUGGACUCUAUCAGAAACCAAGAUUAAAUUUAGGGAUAACAGAAAUCGUAAUCUGCCCAAAUGUUUAUUAUAAAAAUCAAAAUGAUAGCAUAAAAAACAUAUUGACAUUAUUACAUCGCUGUACUUACUGUCUUUCUAACACCAAUUAGCACACUAUUUAUUUAUUAAACACUCUUUAUAUUAAAAUUUAUAGUGAAAUUAAAAAAAAAUUACUUGCCCGUAAAAUUGCCUCUUCUAUUAUUUGUUGCCUUUUAUGAAUAGUUGUAGCUAGUGAAUUUGAUAUUUAAAAACAUGAUGAAAUUUAACACAAAAAUAAACACUUCAAAACGACAAACAAUUUCAACGAGAACGAACUAUUAAUUUCUUAUUGUAUUAACUUUUAAUAUAUAAACAAAUUUCCACUAAACACGGUAACAUUUAAUACAAAACACACUUCGAAACGACACAAAUGUGAACGAGAACUAACUAUUAUUUUCUCUUUGUAUUUAUAUACACAAAUUUCCACUAAACACUGUGAAAUUAAACACAAAAAACGACAAACAACAUAAACAAUGAUUAACUUCUAAAUUCUUUUCGUAGUAACUUUUAUAUAUGUACACAAUUUUUGACUGAAUACGGUAAAAUUGUUUUAUUCAACUGUUUCAAUUCAAUUCAAAAUGUCUACCAUGUACCAUGCGCGACACUUUUCAUCUUUUUCUAUCGUCUACCGUCCUCACCUAAUUCCGCAAAUGGUAUGACCCAGUCUGUAUUUCACACUUUUUUAACUGUCUGAACUGGAUGCAAUGUCAACAAAAACGUUGCGGUGUUGCCAUGUGUUAUACAAAUUUUACUUCAUUCGGAAUUAUUUUCUUUUUAAAUUUUAUAAUUGGAAGCAAACUAAUUGUGAAUUUCUGAAGAUUACAUCACGUUUUUAAAUAUUCAAUCACAAAAUUUAUUAGAUAUUUGUUAUUGUAAAUAUUUUUUUAUAUUAUAUUGGUUGUAGGUGAUGAUUUGUACAGUAUUACGUUCAUUUUUUUUCAUGUUUUUUCUUUGCGGAUUAUGUACCUAAAUAUGAAGAUUUUUAGAAAAUAAAUAUUUUUACCUAA